UGACCUUUAACUGAGACCUUAACCCAAGGCUGGACUCUGGGACACAUUGUUCAUUUUGUGCAAUUCUGGUGGUUUAAUAAACCUUUUACAUGUCCAGCACAAGACCUUAUGAAACAAAGUGGUUCUUCUACAGCAUUUCAUAAAGACUCGUAAAGACAAAAAAAAAAGGUUCCUCAAGGAUUUUUCAGGAGAGGAAAUAAUGCUAUAUGGAACCAUGACAAUUGAGAAAGCCAUUUGAACGCUUAUAAGGUUCCUUGGCUGGUUAAAGUGUUUUUUUUUUUUUUUCAGAUUGUUGAAAAACCUUUUGGAAAUGGUUUUGUAUGAAACUCUUUAAAAUGGUUGUAUACGACACUACAAUUGUUAAGAGUCAAACCACCCUUUUAGUACUAUAUUGAGCCAUUUAUGUUCUGUGUGUAGAAACUGUAUAUCUUGUGUUACUUUAAAAUUACAUCCAAUUUACAAAAAAGUCUCUCUAAAGAACAAGGCGCUGAGUUUUGAACUUUAGGCUGCAAAAAGUGGUUAUUGUAUGGCAUUUCAAGUUGUUUUGUGCUGUAUGGAACCAUAACAAGCCAGAGAACCAUUUUGAUGCUAAGAUGGUUCCUUUCCUAGUUAAAGUCUCCUUCAGAUUGGUGGAGAACUUUUUGUAAAUGGUUCCAUAUAAAGCCAAAGAUUCUUCCAUAGACACUAUGUUCAGACUGAUGAGUGUAAAAAUGACAUUUAACCUGUUGUUUGAUGGCUUAUUGCCUUUUCCUGACACAUGCAGCGCUAAAAAUCCUAUCAGUGCAACAUGACUUCAAAUAAAUUAGUAGUCGUUUUGUAUGCAUUGCACUGUGUUUAAGUUUAUUUAUAUUUUGUAUGUGUUGUGAGCAUUGUUAAAACACAGACAUUGAAGUGAUUUGUGUUGCCAGAGCAGCUAGACUGUACAAGAAGCAUCUGUAUGUACAACUGUGGAGUGGAUCAGUGUAGGGUUCCAGAGCAGGACCGCAUCACAGUGGGCAGCAGGGCAGUGGAAAGCCAGGGCUGGGCAACAACAUCAAGACGUCAUGUGGUUUCUAGCUUUGCAGACCAUCAGAAUUACUCUGGGUACAAUAUAGAUAUAGCACAAAUUGGAUUUGAGCUGUCAGUCUGAACAUAGCCUAAGGCUUACAAUAAAUUAUGAUGAUGUUAUAGAGAACCGUAUUGAGAAUAAAAUCUGUACAUUCUGUGGAUUUUUUUUUUUAUAAAUGGUUGUUCACAGUCAAAUCUCAUUUAGAAAAACAGGUACCUAAAAACAUUCACUCCAAUGCAACUGAAGUGAUUUUUCUAUUGCACUGUUUAAACAACACUGGUUGUAGAUCCUCCAUUUAAAGGAGACAUUUUACAUACAGUACAUUAAACCUCAUUUUGCAUUAUGUAUAAAUAUAAAUAUUCCUGUGUGUGUUACAUUUUUAAAGAGACCCCAGACCCUACUAUCGGUCACCAUGAAUGACACGCUGCACCACCAUCACUUGAUGCCCAAAGUCCAGGAGCAGUGGGGUCCCCCUUUGACAGACAACGGCUCCCUGAACGGGUCUCUGGGGGACAUGAACGCCUCGGAAAUCACACAGAUAAUGAUCCCACAGGAGCUCUUCCUAUUGCUGGGCCUCAUCAGCCUGGUGGAGAACAUCCUGGUGGUGGCGGCCAUCGUGAAGAACAGGAACCUGCACUCGCCCAUGUACUACUUCAUCUGCUGCCUGGCUGUCUCCGACAUGAUGGUGAGCGGGAGCAUCAUGGUGGAGGCUUUGUUUAUGCUGCUGACUGAAAAUGAUGUUCUUGUGGUCACGGCGGACAUGCUGCGACACCUGGACAACGUCAUUGAUGUGAUGAUCUGCAGUUCUGUGUUGUCUUCGCUCUCCUUCCUGUUAACCAUUGCUGCUGACCGCUACAUCACCAUCUUCUACGCCCUGCGCUACCACAGCAUUAUGACCACGAGGCGUGCCAGAGCCAUCAUCAUACUUGUGUGGCUCGCCAGCAUCAUGUCCAGCUCACUCUUUAUCGUCUACCACACGGACAAUGCUGUGGUUGCGUGCCUUGUUGCCUUCUUUGGCCUGGCUCUGGUAUUUACUGCUGGACUCCAUCUACACAUGUUUGUGUUGGCACGUGUGCACUCACGCCGCAUUCGUGCCCUUCACAAAAGCCACUGUGCUGUGGCCACCAGCAUGAAGGGUGCCGUCACGCUCACCAUCCUGCUUGGUGUAUACUUCACAUGCUGGGGGCCCUUCUUCCUGCACCUCAUCCUCAUCCUCACAUGCCCCACCAACCCAUACUGCAAAUGCUACUUCAGCCACUUCAACCUCUUCCUCGUCCUCAUCUUCUGCAACUCCCUCAUAGACCCUCUCAUCUACGCCUAUCGGAGUCAGGAGCUGAGAAUGACGCUGAAGGAGCUCUUGCUGUGCUCCUGGUGCUUCGUUAUGUGAACUGACCUUUAACUGAGACCUUAACCCAUGGCUGGACUCUGGGCACUCACUCAUUGGGAACUCAUGGUCUUCAUUUUGUACAUCUCUGAUGGUUUUAAAGCACAAGACUGUAUGAGACCUUAACUCUUUCCAGCUCUUUAAAUACAUCUGACCUCUAAAUUUAGCAUCAGGCUUGCCUCUAUAAAAACACCAGCCGGAACUCUCCCUCAAGGAUCUGAGAAAAGGGCACUUAAUAAUAUACUAAGAGGCUCAAUAGAUUCCUAUGGACCUUGGAUCUCCAAAUGGAUACUUGCACAAUGCUGAAUGGAGUACUUACCUUCGCUAUAUACUCUCCCAACUGUUACAAAUCAAGCUAGGAUUUUGCAUACUUUUUUACUGACCUAUUUACUCUGAUUAGACCCCACAAACUGUGAUGUUUCAGCAGCACUACUGAAGAACCUUAAGGAACGUUGAUUAUGUUUGUUAAGAAUGUUAUUCUCAAGAUUGUUUUCUUUAAUUGUUUGUCCAUAAUAGUAUGUCUGACACCUCAGUUUUGUAAAAAAAAAUGCUUAUUUAUUUGUAAAUCUGAGACAUACCGCUUUCAAAUCCCUCUGAGUGACUGUAAUUCUGCAGAAUGUGUGCAAAAUCUGGAAUUUCCUUUCAACACUAGAUCAUAUUAAGUGUUUUGACCACCUGUAAACACUGUCUAGGACCUCAAUCAGUACCUACCACAGUACUGAUCAUUUUACAUUUUGACCAUUUCUGUCCGAGCUGUUUGUUCAUGCCUUGGAAAUGUGAUGCACUGUUAUUAAUGGAAACCAUGUUUAUUAAAAAAAACAGUGUAUUUUUGCACACUAUUUUACUAUGUUUGAAGAAGGUUGUGGCAGAUUAUGUUUUAUUUAUGUCUAAAAUGUUUAAUAAAUGUGUCA
Messenger RNA from Astyanax mexicanus (Mexican tetra), 3343 nucleotides. RefSeq names its product melanocortin 1 receptor (gene mc1r). The transcript has a single exon. Gene Ontology annotation, cellular component: membrane. The record is from RefSeq and is a predicted model, not a curated record. The coding region runs from base 1461 to 2435 and encodes 324 amino acids. Gene Ontology annotation, molecular function: melanocyte-stimulating hormone receptor activity. Gene Ontology annotation, biological process: G protein-coupled receptor signaling pathway. NCBI's taxonomy places the organism in Eukaryota, Metazoa, Chordata, Actinopteri, Characiformes, Acestrorhamphidae.